This is a messenger RNA of Dermatophagoides pteronyssinus (European house dust mite), 1056 nucleotides long. RefSeq names its product eukaryotic translation initiation factor 6 (gene eIF6). Lineage: Eukaryota; Metazoa; Arthropoda; Arachnida; Sarcoptiformes; Pyroglyphidae. The record is from RefSeq and is a predicted model, not a curated record. Gene Ontology annotation, biological process: cytosolic ribosome assembly. Gene Ontology annotation, molecular function: ribosome binding.
UCACGUGUUAGUGGUGAGCGUUUUAUGUUUUUGUAUCGUUUUUAUUUAAUUGAGCUUUUAAAAAACGAUUGCAAAACGUUUUUUGCUUUUCUGGCAGAUCAUUGCAUCGGUAAAGCGCCACAACAUCGUUGUUUUUUAUCAUCCUAUUCUUUUCGGUAACAACAACAGCGAGAACAAAUUGAUUUGAUUUGAAUUUCUAUUCCUAAAAGUAAACACAAUGGCAUAUCGUGUACAAUUCGAAGGAAACAAUGAGAUUGGUGUAUUCUCGAAAUUGACAAAUACUUAUUGUCUAACAGCGAUUGGUGGUUCAGAGAAUUUUUAUUCGGUAUUUGAAAAUGAAUUGGCCAAUGUAAUACCAGUGGUACAUGCAUCGAUAGCUGGUUGUCGUAUUAUUGGCCGUUUAACUGUAGCAAAUCGUCAUGGAUUAUUAGUACCGAAUACUACUACCGAUCAAGAAUUACAACAUUUAAGAAAUUCAUUACCAGAUUCAGUAUCCGUACAACGUGUUGAAGAACGUCUUAGUGCAUUAGGUAAUGUUAUUGCCUGUAAUGAUUAUUGUGCACUUGUACAUCCGGAUUUAGAUCGUGAAACAGAAGAAAUACUUGCCGAUACAUUAAAAGUUGAAGUUUUUCGACAAUCAAUUGCACAACAAGCAUUAGUUGGUACAUAUUGUUCAAUUUCAAAUCGUGGUGGUUUAUUACAUCCACGUAUUAAUGUUGAACAACAGGAUGAAUUAUCAUCAUUAUUACAGAUCCCAUUGAUUGCCGGUACAGUUAAUCGUGGUUCCGAAUUAAUUGGUGCCGGUUUAGUUGUAAAUGAUUGGUCAUGUUUCUGUGGUUUUGAUACAACAUCCACAGAAAUAUCAGUCAUUGAAAAUAUAUUCAAAUUGACUGAUCUUCAUGGACCGAACAAGAUACAAACAUCGAUGCGAAUGUCAUUGAUUGAAAGUAUGACAUAGAAAAAAGAUGAUGAAUCCGUAAAAUUUUAUUUGAUGGUUUCAAUGAUCAUUUCGCAUAUUCAUUAUCAUUUUGUAAACAAAACCAAAAUUGAAUGAAU